Chaetomium globosum CBS 148.51 is the source of this 894-nucleotide messenger RNA. RefSeq lists its product as uncharacterized. The coding region runs from base 1 to 894 and encodes 297 amino acids. The transcript is spliced from 3 exons. NCBI's taxonomy places the organism in Eukaryota, Fungi, Ascomycota, Sordariomycetes, Sordariales, Chaetomiaceae. The record is from RefSeq and is a predicted model, not a curated record.
AUGGCCCCGAUCCUCAACCGCAGUAACCUAGGCGCCAUCGCCUUCGCUGACGGCAACGGCGACCACAUCCGUAUCUACUACCAGGAUGCUGAGGGCUACAUUAGGGAGACCUUUUACGACAACGGCAAUGGCUGGGCUCAGCGACCUGAGGACGUUAUCGGCAAGGGCAAGCUCAACACAGGCAUCGCCGCCAUCGCAUGGGCCAACGGAACCCAGCGCUGCUACUCGGGCGGUGCCGCUGGCGGCUGGUACGACGGGGCCCUGACAAGGGCCAGGUUCCAGGCCGCCCCCUACUCACAGGUCGGCGCUGUGCCUUUCAGCGUCGACAACGCCGACAUCCGUGUCUACUACCAGGACAAUGAGAACAAGGUGGCAGAGGCAGUUCUCCAGCCGGCGACCGAGACUUGGGUCAAGGGCAACCUCGACCUGCCGCCCGCCAUCCCCGGCACGAGCAUCUCGGCCGUGUCAUCCGCCAACCGCCCGAACCAGCGGGUUUGGGUGUACUAUCAGCUGGCCAACACCCAACCUGUCGAGUACGUCCUGCAGCCGCAACGCGGCUGGGUGGUCGGUGGUUAUAACCCCAGCGGCACCUUUGCCCCGGGCGCUUACAUCUCGGCGGUUCACUGGGGCGACUACAAUAUCAACGUCUUCGCCGUCAACGACCAGAACACGGUCGUCAGGACGGCCUGGACCAAGGCCGGGUCAUGGCAGGGCACGACGGCCCUCCAGACCGUCAUCACCGACGCACCUGUUGCGUCGAUUCACGUCCCCACGAUGGCAGACUGGAUCCGCGCCUACACCCAGCCGUCCGGCCAGCUGAUCAGCGAGCUUGGUUCCAAUGACGGCGGUGCCUCGUUCGUCACCAUGCAAUCCACGAUCCCUGUUGACCGUUGA